Adineta steineri is the source of this 1683-nucleotide messenger RNA. Lineage: Eukaryota; Metazoa; Rotifera; Eurotatoria; Adinetida; Adinetidae. The record is from the annotation of a GenBank genome assembly.
AUGGAUUUUGAAAAUGCUGGCAAUGAUAGUAGUCAAAAUCAAUUAUCUCAACAGCAACAACAUCAUCAUCAUUCUCAAACAAAUUCGAAUUCUGCAUUAAUGUUAGUUCGUUUUUUAAAUUGUCUUGGAAAAGCAGCUGUUGGAAUCGUUUAUUAUGUCGAUUGUACGGUGAAAGAUGAACUUUUUCGUCGAAAAGAAGCUAAACAAUCAUCAGCAACGAAUAAAAAAUCACAACAAAAACCAAGAAAAUCAGCAAAAAAACGAACUAAACGUAAAACACCCGAUGAAGAUGAUGAAAAUCAAUCAACAUCAAUUAAUGAUACCACAACUACUUCAUCAAAUCAAACUUUCAAUACAACAACUAAUCAAACAAUUGAUGAUGAACAAGAUGAUGAAAUGUGUCAAGUAUUUGGCGGUGCUGAAGCUGAAGAUCCAGUUGAUAAUGAAAUUAGUUUAUAUAUACAAUCAUUAUGUGAAAAAAAUUCUUUAUUAAUGCAAUAUAAAAAUAUUCUUGAACAAAUUCUUCUUCAUCCAAAUGACUAUCGUGAAGAAGCACUUCAAUUAAGUGCUACUAUAUGUUUAUGUAAAUUUAUGUUAUUAUCUGUUGAAUUAUGUGAAACACAUGCAAAAAUGUUAUUUGAUCUAUUAAAAAAUUCUACAUUUGAAAGUGUACGUGUUGCUAUUAUGGUUUUAAUGAAUGAUUUUUAUUUGAAAUAUCCAUUAGCAUUUGCUGCUUAUUCAAAUGAUGUUUACGGUUGUUUACGUGAUCGAUCAGAUAAUGUUCGUUUAGCAGCAUUAAAAACAAUUUCAAAUUUAAUUCUCAAAGAAAUGGUUAAACCAAAAGGACAAAUAAGUGAAAUAGCUUUAUGUAUUAUUGAUAAACAUCCUCAAAUAGCAACAUUAGCUACAUCAUUCUUUAGUGAAUUAGCUAAACGUCAACAUGGCGAAGCAUUAUUUAAUAUUUUACCAGAUAUAUUUUCGAAUUUAGUUGGCGGUGGAUUAGAUAAAGAACGUGAAUUAAAUGAAGAAGAUUUCAAAUGUAUUAUGGAAUUUUUAUUUAAAUAUGUUAGUAAAGAAAAACAAACGGAAAGUUUAUCAGAAAAAUUAUGUCAACGAUUUCAUCUGGCUGAUAAUAAUCCUCGUUUAUGGCGUGAUCUUGCAUAUAUUAUGUCAAAACUAACAUACAAUGAACGAGCAUUAAAAGGUUUAUUAGAUCAUUAUAAUUAUUAUGCUGAUAAACUAGUUGAAGAUGCUGUUUAUGAAUCAUUUUUAAUGAUUGUUAAUAAUGCGAAGAAAUUAUUAGGAAAUAAACCUGAUUUAAAAGUUGUACUUGAUGAAUUAUCAAUUCGUAUUGAUCAAGCAAGAUCUUCAAGUGGAAUAUUAGUAGCUGUACAACAAGCACAACAAAAAACUAAACAACAACCAAAAAUUCCACGUGCGGGUGGAGCGAAGAAAGGUAAACAGACAGCACCUAGUCGUAGUAAAACCAAAGCAGCACAAUCGGAUGAUGAUGAUGAUGAUGGUUCAAAAGAAAAUUCAGAUGACGAUGAAAAUGAUUUUAAACAACCGACGAAAAAGGAAGCAAAAAUACCAACAACAACUCGAUCAAAACGUGGUGCGGCCGUAACUGCACGUAAAAAAGCAGCUGUAGUAGCGAGUGAUAGCGACGAAGAUGAUGAUUAA